Molecule: messenger RNA, 1206 nt
Organism: Penicillium macrosclerotiorum
Lineage: Eukaryota; Fungi; Ascomycota; Eurotiomycetes; Eurotiales; Aspergillaceae
Exons: 5
Coding region: 1-1206 (401 amino acids)
Biological process (GO): L-glutamate catabolic process
Cellular component (GO): cytosol
Molecular function (GO): glutamate decarboxylase activity; pyridoxal phosphate binding
Source: RefSeq, a predicted model, not a curated record
AUGCCGACCGAUGAGUUCCCGAAAGAUGUUGCCUAUCGCAUAAUCAAAGAUGAUCUCGUUUUGGAUGGCAAUCCCAUGCUAAAUAUAGCGAGUUUUGUAACCACUUAUAUGGAGGAUGAGGCCGAGAAACUCCUUUCCGAGUCUUCCAAUAAGAACAUCAUAGACCACGAAGAAUACCCCAAAUCCGUUGAAAUUGAGCACCGCUAUCUCAACAUUCUGGGAGAUCUCUUUCAUUCCCCGACUCAAAAUGGAAAAACUACCGCUGUGGGAACAGCCUGCAUUGGCUCAUCCGAGGCCAUCAUGCUCGCAACCCUUGCUAUGAAGAAGCGUUGGAAGAAUCAACGGAGAGCAGAAGGUAAAGAUUUCUCUCGUCCAAAUAUCAUCAUGAGCACCGGUGUGCAAGUGUGUUGGGAAAAAGCUGCAGUGUACUUUGAAAUCGAAGAGAGACUUGUCCCUUGCACCGAGACACGCUACAUCAUUGAUCCAAUCCAAGCUGUGAAUAUGGUUGAUGAGAACACAAUCGGCAUCUGUGCUAUCCUCGGCACAACUUAUACAGGGCAGUAUGAGGAUGUCAAAGCCAUCAAUGACCUACUCACUCAAAGAGAGUUUGAUACUCCCGUCCAUGUUGAUGCUGCUAACGGUGGCUUUGUAACUCCUUUUGUCAACCCGAGCCUGGUGUGGGACUUCAAGCUUCCCAAUGUUGUGUCUAUUAAUGUAUCAGGUCAUAAGUACGGCUUGGUGUAUCCUGGUAUCGGUUGGGCUUUGUGGCGAUCGGCCGACUAUUUACCCAGAAAAUUGAUCUUCAACAUCAACUAUCUUGGUGCGGAUCAGAUGAACUUUACUCUCAACUUCUCUAAGCCCGCAUCUCAUAUCAUUGCGCAAUACUAUCAAAUGAUCCGUCUUGGAGAACGAGGUUAUAGUGCCAUUAUGAGCAAUCUCACUCAUACAGCUGAUUACCUAUCGAAUCAACUCAGCGAUCUCGGUUUCUCCAUUAUGAGCGAUGGCAAUGGGAAAAGCCUCCCUGUUGUCGCAUUUCGCCUCGCCUACAACAUGGCAGCGGACUGUGAGACCAUGAGCAUGAUGCGUGUUGUUGUGCGCGAAGAUUUCAGUCAAAGUCGAUGCGACAGCCUAGUGCAUGAUAUCAAAUGGGCGUUGAAAGCUCUUGCAAAGCAGGAAGUUCUCAGUAUUGAACGCUAUCAGGCGUAA